CCACCCACUUAGUCCAAGAGUCGUCUUAUGGUGCGUGUGUUUGCUUCCUUGAGCCUAUGUCUGGAAGUUCUACUCGCUUGUAAGGGAAAGUUGCUUCACACGCGCCUCUGUCAGUAACAGUCUGCCAGCUCAACAAGAGCUCGCGACUUCUGGAUUUCAGACUAGGGAGAUCUAGUUUGAGCCGACGAUUCCAUGUGGUUGGGAACAUCUGCUCCGUCAAGUGUAGACAAUUCUUCUGUCACCAGGCAAUUGGACUAGAGGAGUAGAUUAUUCGCUUUAAGAAUUCAAUUCAGUUGAAGCAGUCAGCGUGGGUGCGCGCGGUAUGGGUGCUAACUCAACUAAAGCCGCGAGGCACGUGCUCAGCACGAGGCCGCACGUGCUCAAGAACGACCUCCGCAACCUCUUCGCUCACGCCGCAGAGUCCAACGCGACCCGGCAGGGGCAGGCCCAGUCGAGCCGAUUCCGCCGGCGCAACAACUGCGACCGCGACGGAAACCGGGACGGUCACAAGCGUUGCUGUGACGGGGAGCCGGCAUGCAUGGCGGUAGUUGACGGCGGCGACGGUGACGGGGAUACGCGUGGCCGAGAGCACGAAGACUAUGACCAUGGAUAUGAUCAAGCACGCUGCGAUCGAUCUUGUGGCGACGCACGCUGCAGUACAGGUGGCGCGCGGACAAGCGGAAAGAUGGGGGGGCUGGAAAGGACGGGGGCUUCCGCGCCGGGAUCUACUUCGGCGGAAGGGUGCGCGGAGAGGUGCGGGCAGGGGUGCGGGGAGGAGUUUCCAGUCGAGUGGGUACCGUCGUCGUCCGCUUCCGCUUCCGCUUCCGCUUCCCCGAUCAUCCCCUUGUCUGCGCCCAUUUUCCGCCGAUCCGUUCCGCCGCCGUACGCCACCUCCUCCUGCUCCUCCCCGUGCUCGCUCUCUCUGUCGUGCUGCGACGAGGGCUGCGGCCUCUCGUCCACGCGAGACAGCUCUGACGCUUUCGAUGCCGCCGGCGUGAGCGGCGAGUUGAGCGGAGCGGGCGAGUUCGAUGGGCCCCGCCCGCAAACGCCGCUGCUGCUGCUGGAGUGGCAGGAGAAGGUGGUCGGGGAGGUGGGCGAGGAGGAGGAGGUGGGGGGCGGCGGGUUUCUGGCGGUCGGCGGGGAUCACGGAGGGAACCGGCGGGACAUGGGGGACGAUUGCGAUUCGCGUUAUUUGCGGAGGGGGGGGAGAAGUAGAAGCGCGAGCGAGGAGGAGGAUGAGGAGGAUGAAGCGUUCCGGGAAGAAGGGUUUAUAGUUCGCCGCAGGACAAGAAAGGGUAGCUUUCACCGGAGUGUCUCUACCAGCAGUGACUCCAACAAGAGUAAUUGUAGCGGAGAUGAUAAACCGCUAGCUGGUUGUGUUGGUGAUAGUAGCCAAAGGGCGAGAGAGUUGAAAGCAGAGGUGGGAGAAGAAAGGGAGGAGAUUGAUGCUGGCGGUAAAAGUGUGCUCGUUACAAGCAACGCCACUGCAGCGAGUAGCGGUGGCUACAGAAACAGUAGCAGAAUCGGCAGGAGCAGAAGCAGAAGCAGAAGCCAUGAUAGAGGCAGUCAACGCAGCCAUGACAGCUGUCUAAGCCUGGACGAUGAAGUUGGAGAAUCUCCUCCUGCUGCUUCAGCCGCUCUGUCCUCAGCUGCUGCUGCGGCUGCUGCUGCUACUGAUGCUGGUGCUGCGGGUGGUAAAGCUGGUCCUGUUGCGGAUGCUUCUGCCGGCAAUGCUGCAUGCGAGUCUGCUGCUCCGGAGUGCGUAAAGCCAGAAGGGAACGGGAGCACACUCAAGGCAGUGCAUGGCGGCAACAGGGGCAAAGUGCUAGGAGGCUGGGGAAGCAGGGAAGGCGGGGGAAGAGCCUUCUGGAGUGGGCAUCUGGAUGUGAGAGCAGCUGGUUUUGGUACUGGUGUAUGGACUAAUAGCACAGGUUGGAGACAUGCAGACGCAGCUGCUGCCACUGCAGGAAAAGAAGAGGAGCAGGUACGGAAUGGUAGGCCGUUUGGCCAGGAACGUGUAGGGGUGAAGAGCGGAUUGCAGGGGUGUACUAACAUUGCAGAUGGUACCGGUAUUGACAGUCACAGGCGCUCUGGCAACAGCAAGAACACUAGCAGCACACGCAGCAGCAGCAACAGCAGCAGCAGCAGCAGCAGCAGCAGGAGCAGCAGGCAUGAGAGGGCGCUGCUGGCAGCAGUCGAACGGUUGGUGUGGCAUCGCCUGCGCACAAAGUCAGAUGAGCCUGUAGUGCCGGAGCUCUUCUACAGGGUUCACACAACAGAGAAGGAUCUCCAGGCGAAGAUUUGAUACAAGGGUGACUUGGAAUUUGCUAAUGCAAAGCAUGUACGGUAGUUGUUCUCUCUGUCCCAUUUCUUGGUGUCAUGCACUUAAUGUACAUAAUGUAGCCCAUUUAUAUG
This is a messenger RNA of Closterium sp. NIES-67, 2415 nucleotides long. Lineage: Eukaryota; Viridiplantae; Streptophyta; Zygnematophyceae; Desmidiales; Closteriaceae. The record is from the annotation of a GenBank genome assembly.